Messenger RNA from Eptesicus fuscus (big brown bat), 1785 nucleotides. It is a transcript of the gene LINGO4, whose product is annotated as leucine rich repeat and Ig domain containing 4. Lineage: Eukaryota; Metazoa; Chordata; Mammalia; Chiroptera; Vespertilionidae. The record is from RefSeq and is a predicted model, not a curated record. Gene Ontology annotation, molecular function: protein binding. The coding region runs from base 1 to 1785 and encodes 594 amino acids. The transcript has a single exon.
AUGGCUGCAGCCGCAGUAGCUCCAAAGCGAGCCUGGCCCCCGUGGCCGCCUCUCCUGUUCCUGCUCCUCCUGCCCGCAGGGAGCAGUGGCGGCUGCCCUGCCGUGUGUGACUGCACCUCCCAGCCCCGGGCGGUGCUCUGUGCCCGCCGGCGGCUGGAGGCCGUGCCCGGGGGCCUCCCACUGGACACUGAGCUCCUGGACCUGAGUGGGAACCGUCUGUGGGGGCUGCAGCAGGGGAUGCUCUCUCGCCUGGGCCUGCUCCGGGAACUGGACCUCAGCUACAACCAGCUGUCCAGCCUGGAGCCCGGGGCCUUCCACGGCCUGCAGAGCCUGCUCACCCUGAGACUGCAGGGCAAUCGGCUGCGGAUCGUGGGGCCUGGGGUCUUCGCGGGCCUGCCCGCCCUCACCGUGCUGGACCUCCGCCUCAACCAGAUUGUCCUCUUCCUUGACGGAGCUUUUGGGGACCUGGGCAGCCUCCAGCAACUGGAGGUUGGGGACAACCACCUGGUGUUUGUGGCUCCGGGGGCCUUCGCAGGGCUGGCCAAGCUGAGCGCCCUCACCCUGGAGCGCUGCAACCUCAGCACGGUGCCUGGCCCGGCCCUGGCCCGGCUCCCGGAACUAGUGUCCCUGCGGCUUCGAGAACUGGACAUCGGGAGGCUGCCGGCGGGGGCGCUCCAGGGGCUGGGGCAGCUCAAGGAGCUGGAGAUCCACCACUGGCCGGCUCUGGAGGCCCUGGAGCCCGGGAGCCUGGCCGGGCUCAAUCUGAGCAGCCUGGCCAUCACCCGCUGCAAUCUGAGCUCCGUGCCCUUCCAGGCGCUGCACCACCUGAGCUUCCUCCGGGUCCUGGAUCUCUCCCAGAACCCCAUCUCGGCCAUCCCAGCCCGAAGGCUCAGCCCGCUGGUGCGGCUGCAGGAGCUUCGGCUGUCAGGGGCCUGCCUCACCUCCAUCGCCGCCCAUGCCUUCCACGGCCUGACCGCCUUCCACCGCCUGGACGUGGCGGAUAAUGCCCUUCAGACGCUCGAGGAAACGGCCUUCCCUUCUCCAGACAAACUGGUCACCCUGAAGCUGUCUGGCAACCCCCUGACCUGUGACUGCCGCCUCCUCUGGCUGCUCCGGCUCCGCCGCCGCCUGGACUUCGGGUCGUCGCCGCCUGCCUGCGCGGGCCCCCGGCAUGUCCAGGGGAAGAGCCUGAGGGAGUUCUCAGACAUCCUCCCUCCAGGGCACUUCACCUGCCAACCAGCCCUGAUCCAGAAGUCCGGGCCUCGCUGGGUCAUCGCGGAGGAGGGGGGACGCGCUGUCUUCUCCUGCUCUGGGGAUGGAGACCCGGCCCCCACCGUCUCCUGGAUGAGGCCUCCGGGGGCCUGGCUGGGGAGGGCUGGGAGAGUCCGGGUGCUCGAGGACGGGACGCUGGAGAUCCGCUCGGUGCAGCUGCGGGAUAGAGGGGCCUAUGUCUGUGUGGUCAGCAACGUCGCGGGGAAUGACUCCCUGAGGACCUGGCUGGAAGUGAUCCAAUCUGAGCCACCGAAUGGCACUCUCUUUGACCCCAACAUCACCACGCCAGGGGUCCCGGGGCCCUUCUUCCUGGACAGCAGAGGGGUAGCUAUGGUGCUGGCAGUGGGCUUCCUCCCCUUCCUCACCUCCGUGACCCUCUGCUUUGGCCUCAUUGCCCUCUGGAGCAAGGGCAAAGGUCGGGUCAAGCAUCACAUGACCUUUGACUUUGUGGCACCUCGGCCCUCCGUGGAGAAGAACUCCGGGGGGAACCGGGUCACUGCCAAGCUCUUCUGA